AGAUGCUGCAGUCAGACAGACAAAGCCUACGCAGGACCCAGAGUGAGGAAACCCCCAGUUCCGCCGGCGGCCCCCGCGGCAGGUGAGCACAACCAUACACAUAUUUGAAUUGACCUGUAUAUGAUUUAUACUUUGUUGUAUUCAUACCCCUACAGAGUACAUACUGUAUGAACAAACACUUUCACACAAAUGGUCAUAGAUUCAUUUCACAACUUGGAUGUACAGAGACUCAUGUUUCUCUACCCUCUCACACAUACACACACAUGCACAUGCACUCACUCACACACACAAACUCUCAGAAGUCUAACUUUAAACACAAAUAUACUGAGGGUAAUGGUCAGUGCAGUGAUCCAACACAGAGAUGCCCUAAUCAAAUCAAUGAUAAGGUACAGAUAGGGAGCGUGCCAAAGUAUGAGACACUAGUCUGCUCUACUACAAAGCACAGAUGGUAUUGUAUGGUAUUUCCCUGAAAACAUUAAGAGGGCACUGCUCUGGACCUUUUUUAUUCGAAACUGCAUUGAACAGCUCCAUCCAUCUGUCCCUAAAGACAGGAGUAGAAAGGGAGGUGUAGAUAGAGGCAGGAAGAGACAGGAGUGCAGAGAGUUCUAUGUCGUGUAUUUUGUUGCUUCUGCAUUCUCCCAUGACGAGAACCAUGUGCCCCCCCCCGCCCCUCCCCAAGGGGGAAAAAGCUUCAAUGUCGGGUGCUCAAAGUUUAUAUUUUCUCCUGUCCUUUUCCAAACGGCUGUUCCUCUGUCCCUCUUUCAGUAUAGGUAGUUGGUGAAAAAGAUUCACUGCAAAGACACAGUUUCAGAACCUUUCUAAUAAAGUUUCCAUUGAUAAUUAUCCAAGUUUGUGCUCAGCAUUCCAAUGUCUGGGGGGUAAAAACCAACAUGUUUUCAUUGUAUAAAAGCACUUGUAGGAAAGAAAAGCUAUAUUUAGUUUGAGGAAAAUUAGUAUAUUUUGAGAGGAAAAGGAGCUCACACUGACAUCUCUUUGUGUGUGUGUGCAUGCAUGUUCCGGCGUCUGUAUGUUUGUGAUCUGUGCUGAGCUACUUUUGAAAGAUUUUCUUAAUCCUUUGGUUUAUUCCUAAGCAGCACUCCAAAGUAUCAACCGCAAACGGAUUCUAUAUUUUUUACAGUAGAAAUGUACAUUUACAUAAGUAGCUUAGCUUUAAAUCACAUUCACAUUCUGUUCAUUGUCACACAGCAUGAGUUGAGAGUUUAAGGGUCAUUUUGUGUGGUAUGAGUGAUCCUGACCCCUCCCCUGUUUUCUGUCUGUGUUCUGGUCAGGACUCACAGACACUCUGCAGGGGGUUCGCGAGGGGGUUCCCCGGGGGGCUCUCUGACUAACGGAGAGCUGAGUGAGGAGCAUAGUCCUGCGGCUUCCGGUCACCCUCGCUCGGCCAAGAACUCCCACAGCAGCCCUGGGAGUGCAGGUACGAUAACCUUGGCGACAUGAAACCAUUUUUCUGUCGCUCUCCAUUCACUUGACACUAGAAUUGGAACAGUAUCAUGAAUCAGCUGUGAACUUUCAUACUAUAGACAAAGUGUUUUAAUCAUUAUGAUGUGUAGCUUUUUGUUCCGGUGUGGAUCAAUCAACUCCUUUACCUACCCACCCACAGGUAAAGUUGAGCUGACUGCCAACGGGCUGGAGAAUGGCCGUAGUGGUCUGGCUCAUCAUACACCCCCACCCUCCUCCCCGUCGGUCCGGUCCCCAGCCCCCAGCAGCAGCAGCCCCUCUCCUGGGCCAGACAGCACAGUCCUCCCCCCUCCUACAGAGGCACCCCCUGCUGGCACCAACCCAACCACUGCUACAGAGCCUGUUCCAGAAUCACUACCGAAUGGG
Coregonus sp. 'balchen' is the source of this 1845-nucleotide messenger RNA. NCBI's taxonomy places the organism in Eukaryota, Metazoa, Chordata, Actinopteri, Salmoniformes, Salmonidae. The record is from the annotation of a GenBank genome assembly.